Molecule: messenger RNA, 1060 nt
Organism: Tribolium castaneum (red flour beetle)
Lineage: Eukaryota; Metazoa; Arthropoda; Insecta; Coleoptera; Tenebrionidae
Gene: Syx8
Product: Syntaxin 8
Exons: 5
Coding region: 281-991 (236 amino acids)
Biological process (GO): intracellular protein transport; vesicle fusion
Cellular component (GO): membrane; SNARE complex; endomembrane system
Molecular function (GO): SNARE binding; SNAP receptor activity
Source: RefSeq, a predicted model, not a curated record
GUAGAAUGAUAAAUCUUAUCAAGCAGUGAGACCAAUAUCAAAGUGGAAUGUCCCCACGUCAGAAAUUUGAUAAUGGGGGCUGUUUGACAUAAAUAAUUAAUUAUUCACGCGUUUGUAGUUUUAGUAAAAAUUGGUGCAGUUAAUUGUUGUAUUUGUUACAUGUUUAUAUAUUUGAGAUAGGUGUGUAACAAUCACGUGGUUUGCGCGGUCACAUCAUUUGUGGUGCUUUAAUUAUAUUUUAUUUACGUGUGAUGUGAUCUGAUCACGACAAUUCACAACAAUGGCUCUUUUAAAUUUAGGGGAGGAUCCCUGGUUGGUUGAAUAUGAAUCCUGUGAGAAAUUGUACAGAGAUAUCAUGGAACAGCUAAUGCAGCGUCAGAAGCUUCCCAGAACCAGUGAUAAGUAUUCCCAUCUGUCUGCAACAAUUCGUUUGAGACUAAAACAAUACAAUAACGAAGUUGGACAAUUAAAGCAAAAAUUAGACAUAACAACCAGAAGGGAUUCAAUCACUGCGGCUGAGUCUGAACGAAGGACAAGACAGUUAGAAAUCUUACACUCAAAUGCGAUAAAAAUGCAAAAUUUGUUCGAAAACCAAGCGUCAAGUAAAGCGCAAGAGGAUAGAAGGAGGCUCAUGGGAGAGGCAGGGGCUUCUGCUUGGGGGGAUAGUCACAGUAGCGAUGAAUUAUCCAACUAUUCAGUUGAACAGUUAAAGGCAGAUCAAAAAAGGAUGCUGGGAGAACAAGAACAAGGACUCGAUAAUUUGGCCCAAAUAAUAUCGCGACAGAAAAAUAUCGCUCACACGAUUUCAAACGAAGUAGACUUACACAAUGAAAUAUUGGAUGACUUGGGGACCCAAAUCGAUCGAACCGACACCAGAGUUAGAACUGAAACGCAGCACAUUUCAGUGGUCGAAACCAAAGAUAAAACUUGCGUUUAUUGGGUUGUUAUUAUUUUAUUAUUUAUAAGUAUAAUCGUGGUUGCAGCAAUUUGACGCUUGAACACAAUUUUUUUACAAUGUGAUUUAUAUUUUAUUAAACAAAUAAACAAAUACAUAUUCUAA